Messenger RNA from Gallus gallus (chicken), 1105 nucleotides. RefSeq names its product G2/M phase-specific E3 ubiquitin-protein ligase-like. The transcript has 6 exons. Bases 89 to 865 code for a protein of 258 amino acids. Gene Ontology annotation, cellular component: nucleus. Lineage: Eukaryota; Metazoa; Chordata; Aves; Galliformes; Phasianidae. The record is from RefSeq and is a predicted model, not a curated record.
GCUGCCGGGCUCAGCCCGAGCGUCAGUGCGGCCUGGCGAGGCGCAGAGAGAGCAGGGACUCUCACAGUGCUCGCUGUUAACGCACAUCAUGUCCACUAGAAAGCGGAAGGCCUCCAGCUCGGAGGAGCCAGUGUGUGCGCUGUGUGGCCAGGCAGAUGUCGACCCGGACAUCUGCGGGCACACACUUUUCGAGACUGGGAUUCAUGUCCAUGAGUUCUGCUUGACGUCUGCCAACAUCACGGCUAAAGCAAGACCAGGAAUUGAGGUCCUCCCGCUUGCUGCCAUCGCACGCAAGGUCAGGCAGGCAAACAAGAAGCAAUGCUGUGUUUGCGGCGAGAGGGGGGCUGCCGUCACAUGCGCAGAGAGAGGCUGUGCACGCAGCUUCCAUCUGCCCUGUGCCAAGGACGGCGAAUGCAUCACCCAGUACUUUGGAGACUACAGGUCCUUCUGCUGGGAGCACCGCCCUCAACAGGCCACUCAGGAAGCUCCAGCACAAGGCACCAUCUGCCUCGUCUGCUUGGAGCCUGUGGGGGACAGCUUGUCCUACCACACCAUGGUGUGCCCAGCCUGCAAACACGUCUGGUUCCACCGGGACUGCAUCCAGCAACAGGCCUUGAGUGCUGGCACUGCAUGCUUCCAGUGCCCCAGCUGUCAAAACAAGAUUGUAUUCUAUGAAGAGAUGUCCAACAUGGGGAUCCAAAUCCCAUUAAGGUUGGUGUCUUUCUGCCAAACCGUCCAGAUGAGAAGGCAUGAAUGCUGGGCCUGCCCAGGGACUGUCUUGGCAGGCCUGGGCCUUUGCUGUCUCAUGACCAUGUGCCCCAGCUUCAUGGAGAAGCUGGAAAUAGGGUUGGGGUGGAUGAGAUGAAAUAACCUUGGAUCAUAUACUGGUGACACUAGUUGCUAAUCAAUUUCUCCUCCCUUCUCUUGUAGAAGACCAUUAUGGGAGGCCAGUGAUGCAUAUGACCCAUCUUUAGAGAGGCACAGACGCUGCGAUGCCAGCAAGUGCCUUUACCACGGAGGCAGAGAGCAUGCAGAGAGAAGGGGGUGAGUUACCACAGCAGCUCUCUGAGGCUCUGCGUGGCAUCUCAGCCUCACCCCAGGCUGG